Messenger RNA from Trichoderma gamsii, 735 nucleotides. RefSeq lists its product as hypothetical. NCBI's taxonomy places the organism in Eukaryota, Fungi, Ascomycota, Sordariomycetes, Hypocreales, Hypocreaceae. Bases 1 to 735 code for a protein of 244 amino acids. The transcript has a single exon. The record is from RefSeq and is a predicted model, not a curated record.
AUGGCUACAUCAUCAUCAUCAUCAACAACAACAACAACAAUGACAACAUCACCACAACCAAAGCCCACCACCAGCUUCAUGUCCCUCCCCCUUGAGCUCCGCUUCCAAAUCUACUCCCUCCUGCUCACCAUCCCCCCUCGCCCAAAAUCCUCCUCCACCACCCAGGAAAUGGCCGCCUGCUCCUCCUCCGCCCCCAUCUACGUCUACCCAGCCAUCCUCCAGACCAGCCGCCAAAUCAACUACGAGGCCACGCCCUUCCUCUACUCCGAAAACAUGUUCGUCGCCCAUCCAACGCUGCUGGCCUCGUUCCCGCGCCUGCGCUCCUGGUACCCGCCCAUGAGGGAGGCCAACGCCCUCGUGCCGCUCAUCCACCGCUUCCACGUCCAGGUACCGCUCGACAUGGAACUUUCCUACGACCGUGCCGCCGCGGCAAAGUCCUUUACGGGCGUGGACGAGCUGUCUAUCGAUCUGCGGCAGAACACGUUUCUGGGCGUCAGCUGCAACAACUUGACUGUCUUUGAUGCUGUGCGCGGCGUCAAGAAGGUGUAUAUCGGCGGAAGCACCACCGGCUUCGAGGACUACAUUGCCUGGCUCAAAGACGCCAUGACGAGUCCCGUAGGAGCAGAGAUUGCUCCCUUUGAGGCGCAGACACAGUCGCCGUGGGCGUACAUCUGGAGCAAACACGCCAAUCUGUGGAGUCCCUCAACAGCACUUGUUGGUAAACAAGAAGCAUAA